CAAUAAGGAAGAAUGUUUAAUUUUAAAUGAUUAUAUAACGAUGGUUGAAUGUAAGGUUUUUAUAUUUAUAUUAAUUUUUCUUUUAUCUGUUUUCUUCGUAAUUUUCAUUAAACUCCAUAAUGUAGAAACAAUCGAAGAGCGCAUGCUUUUCAACGAUUUUAUUGAGAAUUAUAAUAAAACUUACAAAAUAGAUUCAGAAGAAUAUGAGUUACGAUUUAAAACAUUUCAGAAAUCUUUGUUGGAAAUUGAUUAUCUGAAUGGCGAUGAAAACACUAUUGCUGAUACCGCUUUUUAUGGUAUCACUAAGUUUUCUGAUUUGUCUAACACUGAAUUUGAUGAUCGAUACUUAAUGUAUGAGCAUAAAAAAAAUUCUCAUCCCAGGAGACAUGUAAAAUUAUCAAAUCUGAGGCAUCGAUCGAAGAGAUCUGUUACUUUACCCAGAAAAGUUGAUUGGAGGAAAAAGCAGUGUGUUACUGCAGUAAAAAAUCAGUUUACCUGUGGUGCUUGUUGGGCAUUUAGUGCAAUUGAAACUGUGGAAUCUAUGGUGGCCAUGAAAUCUGGGAAGCUAAAGACGUUUAGUGUACAAGAGUUUAUCGAUUGUGCUAGAAAUGGUAAUCUUGGGUGUGAUGGAGGAGAUACAUGUAAUCUUCUGCAGUGGAUUGUUGAUAAUGAUGUUGGUAUUCAAGAAGAACAUGAAUAUCCAUUGAUACUUAAAACUGAACAAUGUAAAUUGAAAGAAGUUGGCAAAGGAGUCCAUGUUGCUUCUAACUAUACAUGUGAUUAUUUGGUUGGAGAAGAAGAUACUUUACUCGCAUUGUUGGCUUAUCAUGGACCUGUUGCAGUGGCUGUUAAUGCAUUAACAUGGCAGUAUUAUCUUGGGGGUGUUAUACAAUUUCAUUGUGAUGGUUCUCUAGAAAAUCUUAAUCAUGCAGUGCAGAUUGUUGGCUAUAAUCUGGAUGCUACUCCUCCUUAUUAUAUUGUGAGGAACUCAUGGGGAGAAGACUUUGGACAGAAAGGAUAUUUAAAAAUAGCCAUUGGUUCAAAUGUUUGUGGUAUUGCCUCGGAAGUAGUAUCUCUUGAUGUACUAUAACAAAGAAGUCACUUAUUUGAUGGUCUUCAGUUAUAUUUUAACAUUUUAUAAUGAUUAUUCAAAAAUUAAGUUUAAUAUAGUUUUGAUGUUAUAGCAUUUUUAAAGAUUUAGGAAUAGGAAAAAUAAAAUUAUUCCAUUGUGUUUAAAUGAUUUGUUUACUUUUUAAGAUUAAUUGUGUGCCUUAUAGAUUAUUAUAAACUUCUGAAUUUGAAACUGGUCUGUGAUAAUUAUUUUUUGACAAAAUAAAUUUUUACUAUUUGCCAUAUAUUGUGACUAUUUUUAUCAAUACAGUUUUAAAGUGUA
Nezara viridula (southern green stink bug) is the source of this 1393-nucleotide messenger RNA. Lineage: Eukaryota; Metazoa; Arthropoda; Insecta; Hemiptera; Pentatomidae. The record is from the annotation of a GenBank genome assembly.